Cinara cedri is the source of this 11308-nucleotide messenger RNA. NCBI's taxonomy places the organism in Eukaryota, Metazoa, Arthropoda, Insecta, Hemiptera, Aphididae. The record is from the annotation of a GenBank genome assembly.
CCGUUCGUACAGCGAGCAUAGGUAAAGUUUUUUUGAGUUUCUUGUAGACUUUUAUUAACGUUGCAGCUCUAAUAGCUUGUAUGCUUGAAGUAUUCCAGCGUCUCAAAUAGACGUCUGUUUAAUAUUAAACCGAAAUACUAUUAUUCUUAUUACCGUAGUGAAUUUCGAUUGCUGUAUUGUAUUAGUUUUAAUUUGGAAAUAGUAGGUACAGGUAGCAGUGCACCGAAUUACUGUGAGUUAAUUUUUGUAUUUAUUAUUUUAUUAGAUAUUUAUGGUAUAUUGUUAAAGGUCGCGCUGGCCGCCAAAUAAUUUACUAUUUCGCAUGUUCUCAAAUCGCCACGAUUUCCUAAUCGUUUAUUUGUACAUUCCGAUAUUAUUGUAAUCUUUCUACUGCGAAUUAUUAUCAUUUAUAUCACUUAGUUUCUGAAAUUGCUAUUAUAUAGCAACGUAGUUACCAAUUAAUUUGCCGUCUUCGGUUUUAUUUAGUUGCCUUUUUCCGUUAGUUACAAGUACACGAGCAUUCCCCGUACACGCAAACACACAUUUAUACAGAACACACGUUACAUAGCUCGAUGGUAUUUGCCCGGCGACCCCGACCACUGCUGUUCGAGCUAUCACACCACUACACACCCAGCUGUCCCUCCGUACCCCUGUACCUAGGUGUUAGUGGCGUGCGUAAGGAGUUGGUGUCCGGGCGCGCGUAAUAUCGCUUUACGCUCCCGGCCCGUUCACAUUCAACCGACAGCAUACUCAAGAAAGUCAAGGCCGUACCUGGCUGGACCUAAUUUUCAGCAUGAAUUUUAAAUUGACUCAUCUAUAUAUUAUCGUUGUUAAUUUUGUUUUUUUUUUUUACAAACAUAAUUGGCCAUAUCUUGAAAAUAAUGAACAAUACUUUUAAAAAAAAUCAGGUGGGGAUAAAACCCUAAAUUCCCUCAGGCACGCCCUUGAAAAUGGUAGUCAUUGUAUUUAUUACAAUAUACCGUGUGUCGGAAAUGAAAAAUGCUACCUAUCAUUUGUAGACUUUACGUAAUACAUUUUUUGCUGGAUGUUCACAAAUUCGUAACGAUGAAGAACCGUACUAUGUUGGUUUAAUUUAUUAAAUAAGUGCACUAAAAAAAUGACAGAAAUAUUGAAAAAUUGGCAUUUUGAAAAUACAACAUUCAAAACUCGGUUCAAUGUUAGGUACGUAUGUGGUUAAGCUAAGAAAAACAAAAAUUAAUUUGCAACAAAUACACAAGUCUAACAUGUAAUAAUAAUAAAAUGACACUCGUCAUAAUAAUAAAGCUUAUCUCAUUUCGCAUGUAAUCAACUAAAAAUAUACCUAUACGUGCAAAUAAAUACAGCAUAAAAGAAGACGGAACAAAUAUAAACAAACAUUGCGCGCAGCCAAGUCCGACCGGUCGAAACGUGGAGAGAGGGAACGCUACGACAGGUCCCUGGUACGACAGUGGCGCACUGACGCGUACCUGGUAUGUGGUCAGUGUGUGGAGUGCGUCGAUAGUUGCGAACUACGGUCUACGGUAUCAAAGCGCCCAACGUGUGUUAGUUUAAUUCCGUUAUACAGCACUGUAAAGUUGGGUCAUCGCCGUACUCGACCUAACCGAAAAUCGCCGUUCGUUAUUUCUACAGUUUCACACGCGUCCCGCGGAAUUUGUAGGUACCUAAGCUGCGGACUCCGAUCAUGCCUAAUUCCGUAGCCACCGUUGACCGUCCCGAAAUGACCGGAGCAGGAUUGCUCUUGCUGCUGAUGCUACUGGCCAGCAAAUCACCGCGUCCGGCUGCGGCUAACGACGCGUGCCCGAUGAACGCAUCAGAACCUGCGCCCGAGGGUGCCCAUUUGUUGGAUGGCGUUCUGUGGGCAAACGAACGUUCGUACCAACCUCCGGCGUACCGAACAGCCCCGGACGGCCACGGGUACGUGUUGUGCACGUGCAUAAUCAAACCGUGCGUGCGUAAGUGCUGCGGGCCCGGAAAAAUUUACCAGGUCGCAAAAAGAUGCACGAAACCCAUCACCGACGGAGAUGAGCCCGUAAACUUCACGGUAGGUUCAAAAAGCACGUGUUUUAAGUAAAAUUAUCGAAAUGUUAUUAUCUAAUGGGGGAUAGGGUAUUUGUCGACAAAUAUAUCACGUCAAUAUUAUCAUUAGUAUAAUACACGUAUACUCGCACGUAUAUCGCAUUGAAAUAUGAAAACAAUUUUUUUAUUAGUUUAGUAUUUUUUUUUUCAAACUAUAUCUCUUAAAAUGCGAGUUCAGAUAAUAAUUUAACAGAUCUUACGUUCUUGUAUUUAUUUAUAUAUAUCGUAUGUAUUAUUUUUUAAAUUCGUGUUUGGAAACCUGGAAAUCAAAGUUUUCCCUCCUCUAAAAAUUAUGUUAUAGACACCUAAUACCUCUAUCAGGGAUUAGGUUAGGUCAGACGUAGCAGGACUUAUUUUAAAGUUCUUCUCCUUACUGCCCGAAAGCCAAAUAAAUUGUAAAAAAUAUUGCUUGCCCAUACAAAUUUUAAUAACAUCGCACAUAUUUCUUUUUUUCGUUUAUUUUAAUCAUUUUCAUUGUUCAACAUUUUCUUCUAAAAACAAAAUUAGUAGUCAUAUUGAUAUAGGUAUUUAAAUAUAAUAAUUAAAAUGUUGAUAACGCAAUACGAAAAAUGUUAUAAAUUGUAGUUACCUAAAACAUAUUUUGUUAAUAAUCUUUCAAAUGGCAUUCUUACAAACAACUUAGGUAAAUAUUUAUUGAACAUUUAAAACAAACAGAUAUUUGUUUUCAACACUUUACGUACCUAAGAGUUUAUUGUUGAAUACAGAAUAUGAGUACAAUUUUAAACCUACUGUAAAAUACAUUCCUCGCUCCACUGAGAAUCUAAAACGAUCAUUACAUGAUUCUAUAAUAAAAUGGCUGAAGGAAAUCAAAAUCAAUUUUGCUCAAAAUCUUCGCAGAUUAUCAGUUGGAUCAUAAUAAAAAAAAAAAAUCACUGUACACCAUAAUACCGUACAGUUUUAAUGUUGUGACAAUGACGUUUACGAUUUCAAUUAUGUUCGUUUCGUAAACAUCAUUUUGGGAAUCUCCAAGAAUUGAAACUAAUAUUAUGACCAAAAGAAUAAUCUACUAUUGAGUAUUCACGUACCUUCAGUUGAAAAUAAAGAUUGUUUUUAAACUCGUAUAUUAUUUAUUUUCGUCGUUUAGUUCCUACUAUCUAUCGUUUUUAAUAUUCCUGUACGAAUAAGACAAUAAAUAUUAUCAGCUGUAGUUUACUAUUUAGCAGUUUGACAUUAUCUAUAAUAUUAUAAUAAUAUUUCGCAUUGAAAUUCCGUAAUAAUAUUUUUAAUAAACUGAAAAUGUAUGUAUAAUAAUAUUAUGUUAAAGAAAUGUAUAAUCACAAAGAUUUUGUCAUUCACCAAAAAUUAUGUGUUUACUGUUUACGUAUAUCUACAACAAUUAUAGAUAUGCAAUAUUAUUAACAUAAUAUACGUGACUUUUUUUUAUAUACAUAUAUAUAGCUUUUAUCCGCGUCUUCGUCCACGUAGACUUAAACGAUAGUGUCUUUCAAUAGUAGGUAGAUUGGUAGAUUAAGAAUUAGGUUAGGAGACACAAAGGCGAAACGGGUUGCUAGUUCAAAUCAUGUCAAACCCGAACUUAUUUUUUAUUAUUUUUGGUUCAUUAAUUAAUAAAAAUUUUAAACAUUGAUUAUUUAUCAUAAAAACAAUGUUAUAUAAUCUUGAGUCAAAAGAUCAUAUUUUGGUGUAUAUUUAAGGUAUUUUUUAACUUAAAAAUUCAAUAAUACUGUAAGAUUUUUUUUAGUUAACAUUAACAAUGGUACAUUUACAAUAGUAUAAUGCUAUGGGGAAAAUUGUUAUUUCCGUACAUUGUACUGUUUGUCUCGAUUAACAAGAAAAAUCAAAAAAUGGCCUCUAAUUCGACAACUAGUCAAAAUUUUCUAACAGAUACUAUACCCUUGAAGUUGAUGAUUGGAGUAAUAUUUCUGGUGGAAAAGCUGUUUGCAAACACAUCAUAGUAAAACCAAUGCUUCGCUCGGAAUCUUAAAAUAUUAUAAAACUAUUUUUUUUUUUUUUUUUUAAACGUUAUAUAAGAGAAUUUACACUAUCUUUUAUAAAAUAAUACUAAAUUCGCUCACAAAUAUCUAUCAUAUUUAUUGCACUGAGUGUUUUCUAGAUACCAAAAUAUGUAAACGGAUUGGGUAUGAUCGAGAGUUACGAGGUGGAUAAAUUCAGUUUAAUUUACGAUGAACUAAAAUGUAAAAAUGGCAAAUCCCGGUUGAACCCGAGGGACGAGGAUACCGAACACUUUCGUAUAUCCGAAACGGGACUGUUACUGAACAAGAUGAACAAGACUAUCGCUACAGCCGGUCAAUUUUGUUUGGAACAAUUCUCUGACGUUGAAAAUUUAAUCAUACCCCUAGUGUGCAAUCCGAAUGCAAUUCCUAUAAAUAUGUACUAUACGAUCGGAAUGGUAUUGUCACUGCCGUUUUUGUUUUCGACGUUUCUCGUAUACGCACUCGUAAAGGAAUUACAAAAUCUACACGGAAAGUCUCUGAUGUGUCACGUAGCAACACUGUUCGUGGCGUAUAGUAGUUUAAUAAUCAUUCAAUUGGCCACCAGCAAGAUUGACCAAAGAGUUUGCAUUAUUUUUGGUAUGUAAAACAUAAUUAUUUUUAUUUAAUUUAAUUAUGAAUAUAGUAUGAUUGAUUUUUCGAUCAAUGAUAGUAAAAAUUAAUAUUUCAAAUUUCCGAAUUUGGGUUACUACAGCGCAUGUAAACAUACAUACAUUGAAAUAAAUAUUAUCUUCCUACAAAGUUAAAAUCUCGUGUAAUAAUAUGUUAUAUAAAUUAAAAAUUAUUAUUUUUCGUCCCUCAUCACUUUAUGGCAUUAUAUAAAAAUUAGAUAUCUAUUGAUAAAAAGUAAUAUAGUAUACUAAUUUUAAGGUAGGGGCAGUCAAAAAAUGUUUCGAAAAUAUUAAAGAAAGGACAAAUGUGGAUGAAUCCAGAAGUGUAAUUUCUAUAGAGCGAUAUUGCCUACUAUGGCCAUCUCGACAACUUUUUUCUAUCGACAUGUUUUGACACGAACUCGUGAAGGGAACGAGGGUCCCAAAACGAAGCAAUCUGAAAUUGAUAACAAUAAUAGCAACAUAUGACAAAUUUACACGACCAUGUUAAACACGUCGUGGUAAAUAUGGUUUGACUAACCAUAAUUGACCUGAUGCCGAAACGGAUUCCAGAAUGUUAAUAUACGCCCGUGUCGCGUUUUCGAAAACGAUCCUUAUGAAUUAGAAUUUUCGAACUGCUCAUCACUACUAUGUUUAUACUCAACCAUUGACCAUAUAAUUAAAAUUAAUAUAAUUAAUAUUUUCGUAUUGAAGUAGCAUAUUAAAUAUCUCAGUUAUUUUGAAAACAAGUCCUAUAAAAAAAUAAAAUAAAUCGAAUUUUGUCGGCAAUAUAAGUAGCUGUCUAAUUCCUGACUUCCAGAGUGUAUUAUAUAUUUACUUAUAUAGCACAUUAGUUAUUACAAAUUGUAAAUAAAUGCCACUUUGGAGCUGUCCACGAUGCGUUAUAAUGCGCGUUUCUAAUGGCUGUUGUUAUCUCUAACCGAAUUGGCUUUAUUGGUUACAACUUAAAAUUAUGUCUUGAUGGGUACAGUAGUAUAAGUAAUUAGUUAUCUAGUUUGUUAUUUACAGUUUUAUAAAAUAUAUAUUAUAUUAAUGUUAUUGAAUGGGUGGUUGUAUACAUUUAAUAUAUUUUUCAAAUCUGUUCUAAAAAUUUUUAUCCAAUGGCUAGAACACGUUGUUUUUUUUUUCAUAACGGUUGUAGCAUUAUUGAGCCAAAAUAGAUAGAAAAUCACCGUUUUCAAUAAAAAGUUUUGAAAUAAUAGAUACAAGUUAGGUAGGUAUAGAAUAAUAUUAGGUACAGAAAUACGUAUUUUAUAAAAUACAAAAAUACUAGUUCCAAAAUUUCAGAGAAAAUUAUAACUUUCUAGGAAUUUAAAUAUUAAGGUGUGAAUAUAUUUGUUGAGCAAUUAGUUUUUACAUUAAAACAAAGCACAUAAUAAUAGGUAGAUAUAGGUGUUACCAAGGUCUUAUUCCGCGGUCCGUACGCAGUACACAUCAAAAUAAGCUGUUUUAUAAAUUUGUACAACUUUUAAUUUAUUUUUAAAUAUUCUGGAAUCGUUUUGAUUUUUGACACAUUAUAAUAUGAUUUUGAAACUAUACAUUUUUGACAAUAAUUGUAAUUUAAAUAAUAAAAGUUAAAAUGCAUAAUUUGAAUGUAGGUACCCAAAUUAUAUAAAAAUAUAACACCCAUAGGAAGGCUUGAAUGUUUAAACUGGAUAUAGACUAGUUAUUUAUUUUAAAAAUCUUCAUAUAUAAGGUCAGGCAAAGUUGCUUGUUUCAAAAGUUCAAUAAAAUGAAAAGUAUUAGGUGGCGCCAUCUAUUGUCCAGAACACUGUAAUAGCCGAAUUCGCAAGUUUCAUUAAAUUUCCCUAAUAAGGGAUCUUCAUUGGUUCACUUACCAAUUUAACCCAUAGCUCUUUACCAGUGGUGCCGAAGCAAUUAUUAAAACAUAUUGUGGGUAAAAAUUGAUCAAAAAUUAUAUAAAAUGUGUAAAAAUAAUUGUUAUUACACCUACUAUUAUAGAAUUAUGAAUAUUGAUAAUUAAUUUGAAAAAAAAAAUGUAGCACCGACCACUACCAACAAGUAGGUAUUGCCAAUGCACUUCGCGGUUUAUUCUUAUGGUGCUAUCUUAAAUCCCUUGUUUAUACCGAUCGUCUCAACAACCCAGCUCACUUUAAGUACAACAUUUGAAAAGCAAUAACUAACAAACCUAGCUACGAUGUUAUGACGGAGAGAGUCGACCCUCACAACUCUUCCAACUCCGGCUUCAACUGUCUGGACAAUGGAGAGCGCUACAUGCCUGAUAUGUAUUAUGGUCAAAACCGUCCAAAAAAAAAUUUAAUUCGAUAUACCUAUUAAACCUACCUAAUACUUUUAUUUUAUUUUAGGUACUUUAAAAUAUAAGCAAGUAAUUCUGCCAGGUCUUACAUUUACACAAAUUCAAUCUAAUAACGAACUACACAUUUUCUAUACCUAUUUGAGUUAUGGCAUUAAUAGAUCAGACAUUUGUCAAUCACACAAUGAUGAACUUAAUUCAUAAACAGACUAAUUCACUUUUACUUAAUAUUCACUAGAUAAUAGCACCUAAACCGUUAUCGCAUAUAAAUGUACACACAUUUUUAAGAUUAAAAAUUUAAUAUUUCUCCUAUACCUUAAUACUAAUAUUUUGGGUACCUAUAGUCCAUUAUUCAAGGCCUCAUAUGAAGUAUCAAAACAUCCAAUUAUGAAAUGGGUUUACUAUAUUAACGAAAUUACUUUUUAAAAAUAUUUUAAUCUAACAAAAUGAGCGAUAGGUAUACCUACUAAACACAGACUUUAAACAUCACGUAAUCAAAUAUAAUAUGUUUCUCUGUUUCAGCGUACAUUAUUCAAUUCUCUUUUUUAGCAAGUUUUUUUUGGUUAAAUGUUAUGUGUUUUGAUCUAUGGUGGACUUUCAGGUAAAUCAAAUACCUACCUACAAUAUUUUCAAUCCCUAUUUAUUUAAAAUCCCAAAUCAGAAUAUAUAAUACAUAAGUAUUUGAGAAAAAUAAAAUGAACAAAUUGCUUACCACUAGAUAUUCGUUAAGGGGGCUCGUCAUUAACAUUUGUAUUCUUAUUGUCUCGUACAUACCUAAUAUAAAUCUAGGUAAAAAUGUCCGAGGAAAUUAUGAAGAACCAAAAUCAAAAUUCAAAUUCAAAAUACUUUACGAAUACUUCUAUUGAGAUGAAAAUAAAAUCAAAUAAAAUUCUAUUAAAAAUAUACAAUUUUUUUGUGUUCAAAAUAUUCUGCAAAAUGAUAUUUUAAAUAUAUAUAUUAUACACAAAGAAAAAUAUUUUUAAAUGAUUACAUUACCAAAUUGUUAAUUGACAUAAUAAUAGUAUUAAUCGUUGAAAAAAUGAGUUUUUUGUCUAUAUUAAUAUAGUAAUAUUACAAAGAAAAAAGAUUUGUUUGUAUUUUUGUAAUGGAUAAACAAAACAAAUUCUUAACCGAUUUUAAAACUCCUUUCACCUAUACAAAUCUACGUUAUCAAUGAGUAACAUUUGCUGUAUUUUAUUUUCAAAAGGACGCCUAUAAAUACCGGAAAUGAAACAACUGGACAGUAAAAGUUAAGGAAUUAAUAUUCUAGAAUAACAUAUAACUAGAAAACAAUAUGGAUGAAAUUGAAACGAAUUGAAAUUUAAGUUUACGGAAUGUAAUUAUGAGAGAAAAAAAUAACAAAGAACGUAAAUUUGCCUGAAUUAAAUAACUAACUGUAAAAUGCCCGGAAUAUAUAUUAUUUUUAAUUUCAUGUAUAUUGUUUUCUAGUUAUUUAUAGUACGGAAUGUGUUUCCGAACAGAAUUUUCCCUUUUUUUUUUUUUUCUGUUUCUUAGUUUUAAGUUCUAAACCGAUCACAGUCAGUGUGUUUAAAUUCCGUUGAUUUUACAGUCCAAGACUUAAUUUUCAAUGUAUUUUACUUUCGUUAAAUCUUAAAAUACGGGACUACUUAUUCCGAUUACCAAGUAUAGUAUAUUUUCUGAAAGGAAAUGUUCUCUGGGUGGUACAUAUUAAGUCAUAUUUUAAAAUUCACAUUAAUGAUCGAGAAAAUGCGGAAAACCUAAUUAUAUAAGUUUAAAAAAGAUUAAUAGAUUAAAAAACAGUUGUUAUUGGUAAUACGUUUUAUUUAUUUUUAAGUUUUUAUUAUUUUAAUCUUUUUUAAACAAUCAUUGUUGUCAUGAAAACGCACAUUUUUAUAAUCAUUUUACCAUAAUAUGACAUAUGUAUUGUUGACAAAAUAACAUUAUCAACUGAACUCAGCUCAGAAUCGUUUUUUCGUUAGUGAUGGUUUAUUAUUGCUUACAGAUAUACAUUAAAUUCCCAUCUGUAUCCUACCUUCCCAAUUUCCCACCUACACAGUUACUGUACCCACAUAUACGUACAAAGUAUGCCAGUUUUUUUUUUCAAAUUGCAUUAAUCUAAUCAAAACCAAAUUCACAUUUUUAUUAUUUUUUGAUUCUGACAUCUGUGCCACAAACAUUUUUUCCUCGGACAUUUUGGUAGAAUAUCAUUUAAUAUAGCAACAAAUGAAUUUCACACUUCCAUGGUUGCGACUUACUAGUUGAGUUUAAUGCAAGGAGACCAACAUACAUUUUAUGAAGAAGAGUAUUUUAUAUGGAUCCUACAAAUGAUUUUUUUAAUAUUUUCAUUCUUUAAUAAGUAAGUCCUUAAUGGUAAAAUUAAGAAAAAGUAAAUUAAAUUUAAAUACGUACCUAUUUUUUGAUCAAAAAUUCAAAACAUCAUAAAUAAGUAAAUACUCUUCCUUUAUAAAAUGUAUAAUAGAUCUCUUUCCCUCAACCAGAGUCACAAUCAUUGAAGUGCUGAAUAUGUUUGUUCCUAUAAUAUUGUGCGCAAGACAGAGAAAAAUACUAAGUAAGUAUGUGUAGAGACCCUUUAAACCAAAAUUUAAAAACCAUAACAAUAUUUGUUAGUUUAUAUUAAAUUUUAAUAAAAUUGUAUAGUAUAGUAUAUAUUAGUUAUAAUUUUUUCUUAAUAUUUUUAACAAAUAUUCAAUCUAUUCCCCAAAGAAAGGCCCUAAUUAUUCUACUGAAUGUUUUAAUAAAAAUUAAUAAUUUACCAUGAACAAACUUGUCAUAUAAUACUUAUAGUUGAGAGUUGAAAAUUGAUCUUUUUUAAUGAUUACAUGAAUUUAUGCAUUAUUAUUUUUAGUGGUUACAGGCCAUUAAGAGGUCACUUAGUAGAAUAUGAAUCAAAAAAGUUCAUAAUUUAUUCUAUAUAUGCAUGGGGAUGCACCCUGAUAAUUUCAAUAUUUACAUAUUACAUGGAGUUAUCAUCAAGUACAUCAUCGGCUAUUAGUCGUCCAAAAUUUGGUGAACAGAGUUGUUGGUUUGGUUGUAAGUACUUAUUGUACCUAUUUUUUUUUUGUUUUUGUUAUAUUUAAUUUUAGUUAAAUUCUAUAACAUUAUAACUAAAAUCAACACUAGUUCUAAAAUUAUUUUUCCAAAAUGUUUAUUUUAGCAAAAAUGGCUAAACUGAUAUAUUUCUAUGGACCGAUAAUUAUUCUAUUAUUUUUUAAUUUGUUAAUGUUUAUAUAUACUGCAAUAAUGAUUGUUAAAAAUAUGAAUCAUGCAAAAGUACUCAACGGAUCUGAAAGCACUAAAAAUGUGAAUCAUGAAAAACAAAGGUAAAUAAUAUUAUUGUUAGGUACUUAUAAAUUACAUUAUUUUAAUUUUAAUAAGGAUAUUAAAGAAAAAGAACUUAUUACGAACUUGAUUUAUUUUCUACUUAACUAAUAUAAUAGGUAUUUAAAAUAUUUAUAAAUUUAAUAUUUUGUUACAGAUUCAUGUUGUAUUUGAAAUUAUUUAUUGUAAUGGGUGUCAAUUGGUCGGCAGAAAUUAUAUCUUUUGCGUUUGAUUUUGCUCCUGAAUAUAUUUGGUAUGUCACAGAUAUCGGGAACACGUUACAAGGAGUGUUGAUAUUUUUAAUUUUUGUGUGUAAAAAACGUGUUUUAAAACUGUUGAACAAAAAACUAUGUCCACAAUUGAAGCUUUUUAAAACAUCUACUAGUGUAUCUACUGUAACCACUAAUAGCUCUAUCUACAGAAAUAGUUCCCAAGUAAAAGAUGGUACAAUGACCUUUGACAAUUUACAGAAUUCAACUAGUAAUCAAUUGUAUGAUUUUAAAGCCUAAUGACUGUGACAUAAAAAUAAAAUACCUGGUUAAGUAUUAAGUACCUAUAAUUUUUUUUGUUUAUUAUUAAAAUUUAUACUAUAGCAGUUUACUUCAUUAUUUUCAUUAUUAAUAUACUUUUGACUCCAAUAUACUUUGAUUAAAAUACAGAUUAUGAUUUUUGUAGUAACGCGGUACUUAUUAUAUUAUAAUUAUAUGUUAGCAAUAUGAUCAUAGAUACCUAUGUAUUUAGUUAUACUAUUUAUGAUUUUAUGAAUAGGCAUGAUAUUAUAUAGUAUAUGAUAUUCUACAAUAAUAUUAUUUUGUAAAAACUUAAUAAUGUAAUUUUGUAAAUAAUAUAAGUAGGUAAAAUAUUAUUUCUCAUUUAUACCUAUCAAAACACGAAUGUGGCAAAUAUUAUGCACCUAACAGCUGGCGCCGAUAAUAUGGUCUAUUAUAAAUAUUGCUUAUCAAACUAUUCCGUUUUUAUUUUGUAGUAAAUUAUACAAUGCACUUAUAUACAUAUAAAUUGAUUUUAUUACCACA